Vidua macroura (Pin-tailed whydah) is the source of this 1126-nucleotide messenger RNA. It is a transcript of the gene METTL26, whose product is annotated as methyltransferase like 26. The coding region runs from base 27 to 722 and encodes 231 amino acids. NCBI's taxonomy places the organism in Eukaryota, Metazoa, Chordata, Aves, Passeriformes, Viduidae. The record is from RefSeq and is a predicted model, not a curated record. The transcript is spliced from 6 exons.
CUGUAGUUCCCCCGCCCGCCCCGGCCAUGCAGGUCCCGGCGGCCGCGGAGCGCAACAAGGGCCCGAUCCUGGCGGUGCUGCGGGAGUUCGCGGGGGGCGGCGCGGGCGCGGGGCCGGCCGCGCUGCGGGUGCUGGAGGUGGGCGCGGGCGCGGGGCUCCACGCCGCGCACUUCGCGCGGGCCCUGCCGCAGACGCGCUGGCAGCCCUCGGACAUCGACCCCAGGGCGCUGCGCAGCAUCGCUGCCUACGUGGAGGCCGCAGGGGUGCCCAACCUGCUGCCCCCCAUCCUGCUGGACGUGUCACAGGGCUGGGAGACCUGGGGGGGCACCCAGCCCGCCACCCUCGACCUCCUCGUCAGCAUCAACAUGAUGCACAUCGCAGAGCUGCGGUGCACCGAGGGCCUGUUCAAGGGUGCCGGGGUGCUGCUGAAGCCCGGAGGUGUGCUCUUCACCUAUGGGCAGUCCAUGGAACUGGGGCUGGGGUGCACAGGGUGGCUCCUGCCUGCAGCUCCAGCUGUGUCCCGCCAGCCCUAUGCCGUGGACGGCCAGAUCAGCCCCCAGAGCAACGUGGACUUCGACCACAGCCUGAGGCAGAGCAAUCCCGCCUGGGGGCUGCGGGACACGGCGCUGCUGCGGGAGCUGGCUGAGGCCAACGGGCUGCGCCUGGAGAGGAUGGUGGACAUGCCGGCCAACAACAAGAGCCUGAUCUUCCGCAAGCUGUAACCUGCCCUGACAGCACUUCCAGCACCUCCCAGCACUGCUGUCCCCACUGAUGCCUCCUGCAGGGUGUCACUGUCCCACCAUGGCUGCCACUGGGGCUGGGGACAGCAGUGAUGGGACAGAGCCCCACUCACCCCAGCUGGGGCUGACUUGGCUGGAGGGGGGGUCCAUCUCCCCUAGUGCCUUUGGAGCUCCUUUGCAGUGGGGUGCCCCAGCCUGGACCACAAGAGCCAGCACAGCUGCCGUGGGGGGCACAGGUGGGGGGGGGGACACAACACCCGUGGGCAUGGGGGAGACUCCUUGCUCCAUUUCCUUGGAGGAUCCUGUGCUGAUGGUGUCUCCCUUCCCCCCACUCCCCAGAAUUGUGCUGCUGACCCCAAAUAAAUUCUGUGGCUUUGCCCCCCAUG